UGCCGGGAAAUGAAGGGUCCCUGAAGGAGAGGGGAGGCAGGUGCCGGGGGUAUUUGCGUCCCGUUCUAAAGCUCCGGCAGAUCGUAUCGGAGCCGGGGGAAUGGACAGACGGCGGAGAGCGACGGUGGCUCUCACACUCAAUUUCCUCUCCCUCCUCUUCUCCAUCACCGCCUUUAGCAGCAGCUACUGGUGCGAGGGAAUCCGAAAAGUUCCCAAACCCUUCUGCACGGGGAAAGCCGGAGAGAAGCCGGCGUUCUGCAUCCGCUUCAACAACACCGGCUCCAACGGCAGCAGCAGCAGCAACGCCGUCCAGUAUACGUGGGAAACGGGCGACGAUAAAUUCAUCGAGCGGCAUUUUCACGCCGGAAUCUGGUACUCGUGCGAGGAGAACAUCAGCGGAGACGGCGAAAAGUGUCGGAGUUUUAUCGCGCUGACGCCCCCCGCGGAUCGAGGUGUCCUAUGGCUGUCUAUCGUAGCCGAGGUGCUGUAUAUCACUUUGUUGCUGACCGGCGUAAGCCUCAUGUCGGUGGAAGUCUGCUACUACACAUCGGUCAUUGAUGGGUUAAAGCUGAAUGCGUUUGCAGCUAUUUUCACCGUGUUAUCAGGUCUGCUUGGCAUGGUCGCACACAUGAUGUACACCACCGUAUUCCAAAUGACGGUCAAUCUCGGUCCGGAAGACUGGAGACCUCAGAACUGGGACUACGGCUGGUCUUACUGCCUGGCGUGGGGCUCGUUCACCUGCUGCAUGGCCGCGUCGGUGACCACGAUCAACAGAUACACCAAGACCAUUUUAGAAUUCAAGCAAAGGAAACGGAACCUGGAGAGAAGUUUACAGAACAAACAAAAAGUUUCCGAUCAAGACGUUUCGCAGCCGGUGUGGGACGUUUAUAUCAACGCCGUUCAGAGUAACCGAGAAGGCUUCGUGGAUUUAGCCGUCACCGGACAAACGCCAUCGCCGUACGGCAACGCCAACAGCUUUCCAUACACGCAGCGCGACGAAUACUGCUAGGGUCUUUCAUUUAUAUGAUUUUAUUCUGCGAAUUAUAUACAUUUUUUAAAUAAAUUCUGAUAAAAGGCAUUGCUGU
This is a messenger RNA of Spea bombifrons (plains spadefoot toad), 1085 nucleotides long. RefSeq names its product GSG1 like 2 (gene GSG1L2). The record is from RefSeq and is a predicted model, not a curated record. Gene Ontology annotation, cellular component: plasma membrane. The transcript has 5 exons. NCBI's taxonomy places the organism in Eukaryota, Metazoa, Chordata, Amphibia, Anura, Pelobatidae. The coding region runs from base 101 to 1009 and encodes 302 amino acids.